Messenger RNA from Triplophysa rosa, 1972 nucleotides. It is a transcript of the gene gdf9, whose product is annotated as growth differentiation factor 9. Gene Ontology annotation, cellular component: extracellular region. The record is from RefSeq and is a predicted model, not a curated record. Gene Ontology annotation, biological process: SMAD protein signal transduction; BMP signaling pathway. Lineage: Eukaryota; Metazoa; Chordata; Actinopteri; Cypriniformes; Nemacheilidae. The coding region runs from base 70 to 1356 and encodes 428 amino acids. Gene Ontology annotation, molecular function: cytokine activity; growth factor activity. The transcript has 2 exons.
GUCUGGUUUGCAUGGAGACGUCCCAGGUCUUCACCGAAACCUUUUCUUAAAUUGACGGACUUUUUUAUUAUGGCGACGAGGCUUUUCAAAAGUGACGCGCUUUGUACUUUAACGAGACUCCUUAUAGCCCUCGCGGCUACAGGCCUGCCGUGUACAUCAUGUUACAAUUUUGAAAACGAAUCGCUCGAGCCCGACGUUCAUCAUGGUAAUAUACUGAACCCCCUGCUGAAGGCUUUGUCAGAGCAAGACCCGUGGGGAGACUACACACCGCGAACCAAGCCUGACUCCAGAUAUGUGCGCUACAUGAAGAGACUGUACAAACAAUCAUCCAAACAUGACAGGAGCCACGAGGCCUCUCAGCUGUACAACACUGUCCGUCUGAUCACACCUCGAGAGGAGUGUCUCCAACAAAGCCGAGAAUUCAUGCAGGAUAUCUCCUACAGCCUAAAUCGAGUAAGGUCUCAGGAACAAUUACUCAAGUCCGUCCUGCUCUACUCCUUCGACCACAACCACAUUGCUCCCUUCACAUCGCUCUGUUACCUUGAUGUGAAGGAGCAGGAACCCUCCAAGGAUUACAUGUGUUCUGACCAUCUCAGAUCGCACCACACAGUCCCCCUGCUCAGCUUCCACGUCCACACCGAGAGGAGGGUCCGUCGCCGUUGGGUGGAGGUUGAUGUGACUUCCUUCCUCCAUCCUAUCAUUCAGGCCCACAAGAAGGACCUCCAUCUGCUUAUCAACUUGACCUGUAUUGAAGAUAUGAUCCCUAGACCUGGAGGCCAGAUCCACAAAAGCCCGGUGGAGUUAACUCACAGGUCUCCAUCUCUUCUUCUGUAUCUUAAUGAUACCAGCGAGGUUGCCUACCAGAGAAGGCCUAUGCGGAACAGGAUGGUAGACCUAUCAUCAAACCACUGGGAUGGAAAAUCUAGAUCGUGGAAUCCAGCUUCACGAAAGAGGCGUGGCACUCUGAAGAGCACCAGCACACCCAAGACUAGCGCAGAACCGAAGUCGCCGGACUUCGUUCCAAUGUACGACUUUCCUACGGAUGACUGUGACCUCUUUGAUUUCGGAGUGAGCUUCGAUCAGCUCAAAUUGGCCCAUUGGAUUAUAGCGCCUCAAAAAUACAAUCCGAGGUACUGUAAGGGAUCAUGUCCGAGGACUGUAGGAUAUAUCUAUGGGUCACCCGUACACACAAUGGUUCAGAACAUCAUUUACGAGAAGCUCGACUCCUCUGUGCCCAGGCCUUCAUGUGUACCCUCAGAAUAUGACCCCUUAAGUGUUUUGACCAUCGAGAAUGACGGUUCCAUCGCCUACAAGGAGUAUGAGGAGAUGAUUGCUACUAAGUGCACUUGUCGCUAAAGAUUAACUCCGUGUUGAAUCUUUAUGAAUUUUCUUUUUUUUGUGAUGCAUUGCUUUGUAAAACACUGACCUUUUUUGUUUGCCAAGGCCAUUCUUAUGAUUAACAGUGUAAAUGACUUAAAGAUAUGCAUCAGAUAAUUUUGGCUUUCUUAUCUGAUUCAGGAUUGUGUAGAAUAUUUGAAUGAAUUAUGCAGUUUUUGUUUCCAUGUAUUUUUUUCACAUUUUCUGUAUAAUAGUUCUGUAACAGGGUAUUUGAUUGACGGACAUUUUUUGUUGAUGACCAGUUAUGUUGUUUUAAGUUUUUUUCCUUUGUUUUGGUGGUCUUGUAUUGCACUUUCUAUACUUGAACAUGAAUGGCAAAAUUUUAAACUUCUAGUUCUGGACUGAAUAUGAAAAGUGUAGUUCUAUUGUCGUAUCAGAACACUUGAACACUUACGUUGUUUUUUUUAAAACCUGGGAAUUGCAGAUGGUUACCUUAGGGGAACCUCUCUCUUCUUGAUGUCCAGAAAAUAAGUUGCCUAUUAUGAGCAACUUGAUGUGUGUAUUAACAGCUUGAGAAUGUAAGUUUGUGUGUCACAUGCCUAUUUAUGUAUUUAUUGUUCAGGUUGGCUUUGGU